This is a messenger RNA of Amblyraja radiata (thorny skate), 2227 nucleotides long. It is a transcript of the gene cnga3a, whose product is annotated as cyclic nucleotide gated channel subunit alpha 3a. Gene Ontology annotation, biological process: potassium ion transport; monoatomic cation transmembrane transport. Gene Ontology annotation, molecular function: intracellularly cAMP-activated cation channel activity; intracellularly cGMP-activated cation channel activity; protein-containing complex binding. Gene Ontology annotation, cellular component: intracellular cyclic nucleotide activated cation channel complex; plasma membrane. Lineage: Eukaryota; Metazoa; Chordata; Chondrichthyes; Rajiformes; Rajidae. The record is from RefSeq and is a predicted model, not a curated record. The coding region runs from base 1 to 1932 and encodes 643 amino acids. The transcript has 6 exons.
AUGUACAAUAAAAUGGCUCACUCCUUGUGUGAGGACACGUCUUCUGAGCUUCAAAGAGUGAUCUCUGUGGAACCUAAAGGUCAGCAAGAAUCCCGCCGGAAUUCCUUCACUGGCAGAGGAGCCUUAGCCAGGUUAACUAGUUUCAUCAUCGUAUUGAGGAACUGGGCCACUCAACAAAUCCACACCGAAGAUGAGAGGCCAGAUUCUUUCUUGGAGCGCUUUCGGGGACCAGAUAUAAAGGACGUAUCAAGCCGGGAGAGUAACACGCAGUCAGCCGCGGGCAACCCAGAGCAGCAAGGCAAGAGGAACAAGAAGAAGAAAGAUUUACUCAUUAUUGAUCCUGCAGAACAUCUUUACUACCGCUGGCUGUCCAUUAUCACAAUGCCUGUAUUGUACAACUGGUGUAUGCUCGUGUGUAGAUCAUGUUUUGAAGAACUUCAGAUUAAACAUCUUGCGCUUUGGUUGACACUGGAUUAUGUAUCAGAUACAAUCUACAUUAUGGAUUCAUUGGUGAGGUUUCGAACAGGUUUUCUUGAACAAGGAUUGCUGGUCAAAGAUGGGAAGAAAUUACGGGAUAAUUACACAAGGAUGCCUCAGUUUAAAUUGGAUGUACUGUCCAUUCUACCAACAGACUUAGCAUACCUUAGCUUUGGAUUUAAAUACCCGGAGGUGCGAUUUAAUCGUCUUCUCCGCUUUAGUCGGAUGUUUGAAUUCUUUGAUCGUACGGAAACCAGAACAAACUACCCCAACAUAUUUCGAAUUGGGAAUCUUGUCCUGUACAUCCUCAUCAUUAUCCACUGGAAUGGCUGCAUUUAUUACGCAAUCUCGAAAUCAAUUGGUUUUGGCACUGACACUUGGGUCUAUCCAAACAUAUCCCACCCUGAAUAUGGACGGCUCAGCAGAAAAUACAUCUAUUGCCUUUACUGGUCCACCUUGACCUUGACCACCAUUGGAGAAACCCCUCCUCCGGUAAGGGACGAGGAAUUUCUGUUUGUGGUCAUUGACUUCCUGGUGGGAGUCCUUAUCUUCGCGACCAUUGUUGGUAACGUGGGGUCCAUGAUCUCAAACAUGAAUGCCUCCAGGGCUGAGUUCCAAUCCAAAAUUGACGCCAUCAAACAGUACAUGCAGUUCCGCAAAGUGAGCAAAGACCUGGAGGCCAGAAUCAUCAAAUGGUUUGACUACCUGUGGAUCAACAAGAAGAGCAUAAACGAGAAGGAAGUCCUCAAGAACCUACCCGACAAACUCAAGGCCGAGAUCGCUAUCAACGUCCACCUGGACACACUAAAGAAAGUCCGGAUCUUCUCCGACUGCGAGGCCGGCCUCUUAAUUGAGUUGGUGCUAAAGCUGCAGCCUCAGGUCUACAGCCCUGGGGACUACAUCUGCCGCAAGGGAGACAUCGGCAGGGAAAUGUACAUCAUCAAAGAGGGCAAGCUGGCAGUCGUGGCUGAUGACGGAGUGACACAGUUUGUUGUCCUGAGCGAUGGCAGCUACUUUGGGGAGAUCAGCAUCCUGAACAUCAAGGGCAGCAAAGCCGGCAACAGGCGGACGGCCAACAUUCGGAGCAUCGGCUACUCCGAUCUCUUCUGCCUCUCCAAAGUUGACCUGAUGGAAGCCCUGACUGAAUACCCAGACGCCAAAAAGAUUCUGGAGGAGAAGGGGCGUCAGAUUCUGAUGAAGGACAACUUGAUCGAUGUGCAGGCAGCAAAUGAUGGAGCGGACCCAAAGGACCUGGAAGAGAAAGUGGAGAGAAUGGAGUCCUCGCUGGACAGCAUGCAGACCAAGUUCGCCAGGCUGAUGGCCGAGUACAAAUCCACGCAACUCAAGCUGAAGCAAAGGCUCACAAAGGUGGAAAACAGAGUGAAGAACUAUGGCAGCGGAUAUCUAUCCGAUAGCUUUGACAGUACCACUGACACGGAAAUGGGGAAACCAUGAUGGUGACGGUCAGGUCACGACGGCAUCUUUUGCUUCUUUUCUUACCAUUUUGAUACUAGGGUUCAUUGUUGAGAAAAUAAAUUAUUUUUGUAUGGGACUACUUAGAGAUAGUGUGUACUACAAAUCUCAGUUAGGAUUUAAUACCGAUCCAUAAUUAAACUAUUACGGAUCAAAAUAUGGCACGAUUUUCAUGUUAGCACCAAUCUUAAUUAGGUUUAACUGUUUGUUAGGUGGUUAUGUCAGAAAGAUUGAGAGGGUGAGUGGGGAGAGUAGGAAUGGAGUUAUGAUAUUGUCA